Halteromyces radiatus is the source of this 2682-nucleotide messenger RNA. RefSeq names its product rab-GTPase-TBC domain-containing protein. The record is from RefSeq and is a predicted model, not a curated record. The transcript is spliced from 4 exons. Lineage: Eukaryota; Fungi; Mucoromycota; Mucoromycetes; Mucorales; Cunninghamellaceae. The coding region runs from base 82 to 2682 and encodes 866 amino acids.
UUUUGCACUUUCUUUUUUUUUUUUGGAUUCUGUGUAUACCAUUUUCUUUUUCUAUAUAACCACAUUUUUUUUUUUUGUUUGAUGACCGUUAAUGAAUCCUCCAAGUUGUAUAAUGCCUUACAAGAACGUGACAUACCCCCUCGACCUUUACCUUCAAAAAGUUACCAACCAAGACGGAGGCGCCCUAGUUUAGCACCUACCCCUUCACGAACACCAAGUAUGUCUCUCCAUCGACGCGCAAACACAAAACCUCCUCUCCCUGAUUUCAAAGUAUUACCUCGUUUGGAAGAAGAAAAUGCAAGUUUACCUCCACAGUCUACGGAAUUCAUUCUUGCCCAAAUCGAACGACAAAAUGCUAUAUUGGACAACGAUCCCAAGUCAGUAUCUAUCUCUUCCAAUGGACUCAAAGCUCAUUUAUCUACACUUCAAAACUUGAUGAAUAUGUCAAAAAAUCAACCCAAGAAGAAACUUGUCAAGAAUAAUAGUACUCAAGAUGGUAGUCUGUCCUCCAAUGAUAAUACCAAUGAAAUUAUGGAACAGGAAGUAGAAGACGACGACAAUGACAAUGAAGAAGAAGAAGAAGAAGAUAUAGAUUGGGAGUUCUGGUCAGCAAUGAUCGAUGAUUUCAGUGGUGUGGCUCUCAAACUUCCCCAUCUGGUCUCCGCAAAACUCAGGGCAGGCAUUCCAUCUAAAGUCCGAGGUUUGAUCUGGCAAGCCAUGUCUCAAUCUGCAUCCCUCAAUCUUGAAACAGUCUAUGGACAACUUUUGGCUGAACAUUCUCCUUAUACUCGGAUCAUCCAACGUGAUUUGGCUCGUACUUUUCCUGGUGUCGAUAUGUUUAAACAAGAAGGAGGUGAUGGUCAAAAAGCUAUGGAACGUGUACUCACAGCUUAUAGUCUUUACGAUUCUUUGGUUGGGUAUUGUCAAGGCCUUGCUUUCCUUGUUGGUCCACUUCUUAUGAAUAUGUCUGAACAGCAAGCAUUUUGUGUAUUUGUCAGAAUCAUGGAAACUUACGAAAUGAGAACGAUGUUUACACUUAAUAUGGAAGGUUUACAACUACGAUUAUAUCAAUUCUCAAGUCUAUUAGCUCAAAUUCUUCCUGCAUUGUCUGAUCACCUUGGAAAUCACUCAGUCAAUGCACCCAUGUAUGCCUCUCAGUGGUUUUUGACUCUUUUUGCCUAUACCUUCCCAAUCCCUUUGGUGCUUCGUAUAUAUGAUAUUGUUUUUGCCGAAGGUGCUGCUGAAACGAUUAUGCGUGUAGCCAUUGCUAUGUUGAAGCGCUCUGAAGAUACCAUUCUGCAAUUGACUGAAUUUGAAGAUAUCCUUGAUUAUGUUACCUCUAAACUAUAUGACCCUUAUAAUGAUGACCCCAGCCAAGUGAUUGCCGACGCUAUGGAUCUUAGUGGUGUGAUUACUGGUGAUAAGAUGGAUGGAUUGGCCGAUCUGUAUUGUCAAGAAUUAGAAGAGGAAAAGAAACAAACUGAACAAGUGUUGGCUGCUCGUUUCAACUUUUGGUCUAAACAACAAGAACAACGUCAACAAAAAAAAUCACCUACCUCACCAUCAUCGACCGACAAUAACAACAAUAAUAAGAAAAAGAAACGUGAAUCGCUUAGUUGGCUCAGUGGGAAACGUCCAUCCUCAGCAUCAACGUCUUCUGAAGAAGAACUCAUGAAGAAUGCUUCGAAACAAAAUACGACAUGUAUUGCCGGAUCUGGUGUUCAAGAUGUUGCUAUGCUUCAUCAACAAAUUGAGGAGCUAUUGCUGGCCUUGUCUCAAAUGCAAAAGGAUCACUUGGAUGUCAAACAAGAACUAGUACAAGUACGUAUGGACAAAAUGGACAUGGAAACUGAAGUUGACAGUUUGAAAAUGACAGUGGAAGAACAAAAACAAUUAUUAUCAUAUGGUAGUGACACUGCAACUAUUAUGAUGAAGCUUCAACGGGACAACAAGGCGAUGAAACAAAGGAUACAAGAAUUGGAAGCACAACAUGACAUGUCUCAAGAUGCUCAAAGAGUAUUAGUGGAACGAUUGGUGGAAAUACAAAAUAAAUACGAUGUGAUGGAAAAUGAUAAGCACAAGGCCAUCAAGGAAUUGCAACGAUGGAAAAAAAGACAACAUGAUAGCGAACAUAUGGCACAAGAGCUACAACAAGAAAAGUUGCGAUUGAUUCAAGAAUUAGAAGACAAACAACGACAAAUCGAUAAAUCAACAACAGGUCGUCAACAACGCCGGCGUCCUUUAUCAGUGAUGCUCUCUUCAAAUACAAUAGAUUCAACAAAACCUAUGAAUCGUCGUCACUCUCAGGUCCCUUCCACCACUACCAGCAAAACACGACCAUCACCUGUGACACCCACAACAACAAGAUCGAGUCAUCAGCAAUCAACACCCAAGAAAUCAACAUCAUCAAAUCGACAAGAGGCACGAUGUAGGGAAUUGGAACAAAUGCUUGCUGAUGCCAAACUUCGAAUUGUUCAAUUGGAAACCAGUAGUGCUCCUACCUCACCGGCAGCAGAUCGUCCUAGUUUUGAUCGGAAUGAUUUACAAAAGCGUAACAGUAUCUAUGGAAGAUUAUGGUCAGUCUUAUCAUCUCAACAAGAACAACAACAACAACAAUCACCACCAUCAAGCCCCACAGUUGAUACUCACAUCUUUUCUUCCCCUACCACCACUGUAGAAUAG